AUGGCGGAACCAAUGGAGGCCGAGAUUGUGGUGGAACCGGAUGACGCCCCCAUUUCGACGCCAAAGCGCCCGAUUCGAGUAGCGAAGCCGACCAUCAAAAUUCGAAACUCGACCCGACUGGGCGAAGAGUCAGAGCAGGAACCGAAGAGAACGACCAGGAACACGACGCGAUCAGCGUCAAUCGAAGGAGCGGCGGAGCGAGCAACCGACAUCAGAAGAAGCAGUGGCGGCGGCGGAAGUAGCGGAAGCAGCGAUGGCAGGGCAAUGCUCCAGAAGGCGUUGGAGUUGCUGGAUGAAUCCCGCAAAGAGUCCCAAUGGCUGAAGGAAGCACUCAAGCGGCAGAUGGAGGUGGCACAGAGGCAGGAAGAGAUGAUUCGCGAUUUGAGCUCAAAGAUGGAUGAAACCACGAAGCAGAUGAACGAAGAACUGAAGCUGGUCCGCGAGCAACUCGAAACUAUCGCGACGAACGCCACACAAUCCCCGUCCCUGUCGUACGCCGAUGUCGCGCGAUCAACCCCGUCCUCCCGACCGACCAACCUCCGAACGCUUUCGUCAUUCGACACGACGCCCUCCAAUUUCUCCGAUACGCUGUACUGCACAAUUGAUACGUCUCAUGCUAAAAGCGAGGCCGCCGAGCAGAUGUCGGUCGGCUCAAUCCGAACGAUGGUAGAGAGCCAGAUCCGCGCCGGAGAAGACGAAUCCGCGUCCUGGCGGUGCCGAGCGGUGACCAAAGACCCAAGAAACCCACACCGCAUCAGGAUUGCUUGCAGAAACGAUGAGGAACAUACGAAGGUGAAGCGAGUGGUGGAGGCGAACUUGACACAAGGCGUUAGGGUUCUCCGAGACGACAUCUACCCGAUCCGAGUCGACAGCGUUAACCGCACCGCGGUACUGGACGACAUCGGGAACCUUCGCGCGGGGGCAGCUGAGGCUUUUGCCUCGGAGAACGACGCCUCGAUUGCGAAGAUAGCAUGGCUGAGCGACAGGAGCGUCGCAAAGGCGUACGGGUCCAUGGAGGAGAGUCCGGUUACACCAGACCCUUCGAACGGCGCGAGCGCCCUCAACUGUGCUACAACUGUCAAGAGAUCACCAAGCACAAGGCCUACAGCUGCGACAGACCAAAGAGGUGUAAGAGGUGUGCAGCGGAGGGCCACGGCCAUGAAGAGUGCAACGCAACGGUUGUCAAAUGCGUUCCCUGCGGAGGGCCGCACGAAUCAGGCAACAGAAACUGCAGGAAGCUCUACCCCGCUCGACAUGAGUGAAAGAUUCCGAAUGAUCCAACUUAACGUAAGAAAGCAGGGAGCGGUACACGACAGCUUGAUGAAUGACGAGGCGAUACGGGGUGCAACGGUGUUGGCUAUCCAGGAACCACAGGCGAGGGUCAUCCAAGGCCGCCUCCUUACAACCCCAAUGGGGCACCAGGGGUGGACGAAGAUGGUGCCGUCGACAUGUAGGGACGGCAGAUGGGCGAUCAGGAGCAUGUUAUGGGUAAGGAAGGACGUGGAAGCGGAACAGAUACAGGUAGAGUCGCCUGACUUAACGGCGGCGGUCAUCCGGCUGGAGGAACGGCUGGUUUUGGUUGCGUCGGUGUAUGUACCACGGGACGACAGUCAUGCUCUACGGGACACGUGCAACCAUCUACGACGGAUAGUCACGGAGACACGGCGGAGGACUGGGAGAGUGGUGGAUUUGGUCGCGGCCGGCGACUUCAACCGGCAUGACCAACUGUGGGGUGGAGACGAGGUUUCGAUGGUCAGACAGGGUGAAGGGGACCAGAUCAUCGAUCUGAUGAAUGAGCUCGGCCUGAGCAGUCUACUUCCGCGCGGGACGAAAACGUGGCAAGGCGGGGACUACGCGACUACAAUCGAUCUAGUCCUAGCGUCCGAAGGCCCGACAGAAUCGCUGGUCAGAUGCAGGAUACAUGAGACGGAACACGGAUCGGAUCACCGCGCGAUCGAGACGAUUUUUGACAGCUCGGUCCCUAUCGCAAAACCAGUACAGCGCCUGCUCUUCAAGAACGCGCCGUGGAAGGAGAUUAACGCGAAGAUUACGAACGCGCUGGAAAGGACACCGUGCUCAGGGACGGUGCAACAAAAGACGGACAGACUCAUGGAGGUGGUAACGGAGGCGGUCCAUGCCCUGACACCGAAGGCCAAGCCGUCGCCGCACUCGAAGCGGUGGUGGACGGCCGACCUAACGCAGCUUCGCCAGAUUUACACCUACUGGAGAAACCGAGCUCGUGCAGAAAGGCGGGCGGGACUAGUCAGGGCGGAUCUAGAAGAGAAGGCAAAGGGUGCGUCGAAACAGUACCACGACGCGAUUCGUCAGCAAAAGAGGAAGCACUGGAACGAGUUUCUGGCCGACAACGACAACAUAUGGAAGGCGGCCAGGUACUUGAAGGCCGGACAAGACGAGGCUUUCGGCAAGGUGCCGCAGCUGGUCAGAACGGACAAAACGGCGACGACGAACCACACAGAGCAGGCGGAGGAGCUACUCAACACCUUCUUCCCUGCCCUGCCGGAAGAAAUUGAGGAUGAGGGCGAUAGACCGCAGAGAGCCGCCAUAGAGAUGCCGCCUGUCAGCAUGGAGGAAGUGGAGCGUCAGUUAUUCCUCACAAAAUCCUGGAAGGCACCCGGAGAAGACGGGCUUCCAGCGAUGGUCUGGAAACAAAUAUGGCCGGCGGUGCGAUACUGGGUGUUGGCAAUUUUCCAGAUGUCUCUCGAAGAAGGGGCGCUGCCCCAUCAGUGGAGACAUGCAAAGAUCAUACCACUCAAGAAGCCGGGCAAGGACGACUACACUCUGGCAAAAGCGUGGCGGCCGAUCUCACUGCUAGCUACCUUG
Colletotrichum incanum is the source of this 2841-nucleotide messenger RNA. NCBI's taxonomy places the organism in Eukaryota, Fungi, Ascomycota, Sordariomycetes, Glomerellales, Glomerellaceae. The record is from the annotation of a GenBank genome assembly.